Molecule: messenger RNA, 1330 nt
Organism: Phalaenopsis equestris
Lineage: Eukaryota; Viridiplantae; Streptophyta; Magnoliopsida; Asparagales; Orchidaceae
Exons: 1
Coding region: 281-1042 (253 amino acids)
Molecular function (GO): nucleic acid binding; RNA-DNA hybrid ribonuclease activity
Source: RefSeq, a predicted model, not a curated record
CGGACCCUAAGUCUCUGAUUUACGGUGGACUUGGAAUGACUUAAUAAAACCUACUCAAUCCUUUUUUAUGUGGCGUCUUUUACAUAAAAUUAUGCCUACUGAUGAUAUUUUAAAGCUUAGAAGUUUAAGAUUUCCUUCUAUCUGUUAUUUCUGUAAGAAGCGUGUUGAGACCUUAGAACAUAUUUUCUGUAAUUGUUCCUGUAUUAAUGAUUUAUGGGAGAGAGUUUUAACUCUUUUUUAGUAUGAUGGAAAUCGUACUCCUAGCACUUCCAUUGCUGGUAUGAUUGCAGUUUGGCAGCAAGAUAGAUCGAAGCUUUGUAGGUCUCUUCGUGUUAUCAUUUUUUGGUUUAUUUGGUGUGCUCGAAAUACUUGUAAACAUGGAGGCAAGAUUUUCUCUAGCUCUAACUGCUUUUAUUAUAUUAAAGGUUUUAUCUAUAAGAUGUUGAAAUAUGGAAAGUUUAAGUCGUCCUGUAAUUCAAAUGUAAAGCAUAUGUUACUUAAAUUUAGUAUUGAUUUACCUAGAAAUUCUAAAGCUGAUAUUAUCUUAGUUCAUUGGGUUGUUCCUGUUGGUGGGUAUAUUAAGAUCAAUAUGGAUGGUAGUUGGACUCCUGCUGCAGGUAUUGGUGGUAUUUGUAGAGAUUCUUUUGGUAAGGCUAGUAUGUGGUUUUCUGCUCCUGCUUUAGCUUCAAGUGUUAUUGAAGCUGAAGCAGAAGUGAUUAUGGGAUUGGAAUUGGCUCUAAAACAUGGUUGGAAUUCUUUAGAAAUUGAAAUGGAUUCUUUUGAUUUAUGGUCUUUUUGUUACAGGAAUAGGGAUUAUCGUUGGAAUCUUAUGAUUCAUUUGAAAAGAAUUUUUGCUCUGACAAUUGGUAUUCAGGUUCGUUGGUUUUUCAUUCAUCGAGAAGGGAAUAAAUGUGUGGAUUGGGCUGCAAAGCAAGGGAUGAAGACUCAAAAAGCUAUUUUUACUAAUAAGUUCCCUGAAAUUCUUAAUUGUUUUAUUAGGGGUGAUAUGAUGGAUUCCCCGUAUAUUCGUACUUCUUCUUAAUUGCUUUUUUUGGAUAGGUUUGGAUGUGGUGUGAGUUGUAUUUUUUAUUUUUAUUUUUUUGGGAAUUGGAACCUUUUUUAUUUUUUUGUGUGAGUUGUAUAGGGUUUAAGUUGGGUUCCUUUCCCUAUGUGUUUGUAAUUUUUUAUUUUAUUAAUAAAUUGGAGCCUUUUAGUGCUCUUUAUUAAAAAAAAAAAAAAAGAUGUAGUUAGAAAUCAGUGUGAAUUUUAAAGUCUUCAACUAUCUUGAAAUUUUCUAAGGAUUUCAAUUUCACACUUAAAAAAAGCGAAA